Messenger RNA from Spodoptera exigua (beet armyworm), 380 nucleotides. The record is from the annotation of a GenBank genome assembly. NCBI's taxonomy places the organism in Eukaryota, Metazoa, Arthropoda, Insecta, Lepidoptera, Noctuidae.
CGGCUUGAGGUGAUUUGAAGUUGAGACACGUCGACGACACAAUGAAGAUCGCGUUAGCUAUUCUUUUUGUAGUCGCAUUAUGCGCACACGUGUCCGUAGUGACGAGUGCUACGUCUGGUGUGCCGGUAUUACCUGGUUCAGUAGUUGUCACAAGUAGCACUACUACCGCAAAACCAUGGACUCAAAGGUUCAAAGAUGGAUUGGGUAAAUUCUUGCAAGGAGCAGCAAUCGCUGGAGCGGUACAGCAAGGUUUCCAGAAUGCUCGUAGCCACAAACACAAACCAACGUCAUCAUUAGCAUCGGCUGCAAAAUCUCAUUAAUUUAGACUAUUAAUUAUCAGCAAAUAAACAUGUUUUGUUACUAAAUAGAGUUUAUUAUUG